AUGGAUGAAUACUAAGUGUUUUUUAAAGCCAAAUGUAUAGAGUAUCAAAAAAACAAAGUUGAUAUUUCAAGAGAGGAAAUGAUGAUAGAGAUAUCAGAAAUGUGGGAACAAUACAAAAGAGAAAACGAUUCAAAACAAAUCAAUGGGAAUGAACAAAUUUAUUUUCAAAUUUUUGAUUUUCUUCUUACUAAGCAACAAAAAGAAUACGAAAGACAAUAACUGGAUUCAAUUAACUAUCCAGCCUCUCAACCAUGUUAUUAAAGGAAAAAAAAAAUUUAAGCUCCAACUAUUCAAAUUUCAUAUUGUACAAGUGAACCUAAAUUUGUCAUUGAAGCUCGGAAUCUAGCCAUGGAAAUACUGAGAGAAUUCAAAGUUAACAUAAUCAAAAGUUAAAUACAUCAUUCAUCAAAAAACAUAUCCGUAGUCCUGUAUUAAGAAACUAAAAAUAUUGAAUUAUGGUCUUAUUUAAGAGAUGGGCCCCUAGAUUACACAAAAAUAUUUGCUUUAAUUUCAAAGUAUGUUCAAAGACUGUGA
Paramecium tetraurelia is the source of this 534-nucleotide messenger RNA. RefSeq lists its product as uncharacterized. NCBI's taxonomy places the organism in Eukaryota, Ciliophora, Oligohymenophorea, Peniculida, Parameciidae. The record is from RefSeq and is a predicted model, not a curated record. The transcript has a single exon.